Molecule: messenger RNA, 3898 nt
Organism: Linum tenue
Lineage: Eukaryota; Viridiplantae; Streptophyta; Magnoliopsida; Malpighiales; Linaceae
Source: the annotation of a GenBank genome assembly
UAACAUGAAUGCGAGUGAAUGAAUGAGCAAAUGGCUUCCGUAAAAUUCAAAUAAACAAAUUCGACCACUGAGAGGAGAGGGAGCACCCACCAACUCCGCCGCCACCUCGGCCGCAACUGCCAGCCAUCCAACCACUUGGACGAAGACCCUUUUUGUCUUCCUCCGCAGGCCCCAGCUGCCUCUUUCUAAAGAAAGGAAAUAACCCCUCUCUCCUUUUCCGCUCCCACUCUUCAUUUCCCCCCGUUUCACAGUCUAUCAAGACCAAAAAAAGGUUUCUUCAAGAGCCUAAAAGUUCGAAGAUAUUUGUCUUGGGCAGUUGCUUGUUUGUGCCGUUAACUCAACCAAUUCGAUUUCCCCCAAUACUCCAUUUUCGCUUGGGUUGAAGUUUCGGAGGUUCUGGGUUUGGGCGGCUAGUCGAGGCGAGGGCAGGCUCGCCAAUGGAGAUUGCAUUCGAGUCCUCAAUUCUGGGCCGACCCGUGUCCGUUUCAGGGACAAAGGUCUCAUCUUUGCUGCGUUACAAUCGGAUUUCAAAGCUACCGUGCAAUGUCUCUCCCAAGAAUUAUCACUACCCGGCUCCGCUUUCCUCAAAUUUUGUCAAGCCGUGCAGUUGCGGAACUGCUUUGAGUAAUUCAAGUGUUCAGAGAACCCGCGUGUUUGAUAGAGUGAUAGCUAGUUCGAGCUUGCUAGGGAAAAAUGGUGGAGACAGGGUUACCGAAGGUAAUGUUGCCCCGGAUGUGAACUUGGAAACGAUCAUGGUGCUCUUGAAAAGGGGUGUUGUUUUGGGCGCAAUGGUCUGUGGGAUAGUGAUGUUUGGAUACAAACGGGUGUUUGCGGCUGAAGGAGUGGCGAAUCCGGGCUAUGGAGUUAGUGGGCAAAAUAUUUUGUUGCUGAGGAACUCUUGGCCUAGGCUGCAGAUGCUCCUUACUGUUAUCAAAGAGCAGGGUUUGAUAUUGGCUGCACUUUUGGGUUUAUCUGCAUUUUUCUCUAUGGCUGAGACUUCCAUAACCACGCUGUGGCCAUGGAAGGUACGUGAACUGGCAGAAAAAGAGACCGAUGAUGGCGGUGUCUUCAAACUGCUUCGCAAAGAUGUCACUCGUUUUCUGACCACUAUUCUUAUAGGCACAACUGUUGUCAAUAUUGCGGCCACUGCACUGGUCACUGAGGCAGCCACAACGAUAUUUGGCGAAGCUGGUGUCAGCGCGGCCACUGGAGUGAUGACUGUGGCUAUAUUGCUGCUCACUGAGAUUACUCCCAAGAGUAUAGCCGUUCAUAAUGCCACAGAGGUUGUUAGGUUUGUGGUCAGGCCAGUGGCUUGGCUUUCACUGAUUCUCUAUCCUGUGGGCAGAGUUGUCACUUACUUGUCAAUGGGAAUGCUGAAAAUGCUUGGUUUGAAAGGGAUAAGUAAUUUUGUGAUAAUGUUCAGCGAACCAUAUGUGACUGAGGAUGAGCUAAAGCUGAUGCUGCGAGGUGCAGAACUAAGUGGAGCAAUAGAGGAGGAAGAGCAGGAUAUGAUUGAGAAUGUGCUGGAGAUUAAAGAUACACAUGUAAGAGAAGUGAUGACGCCUCUUGUUGAUGUUGUUGCAAUUGAUGCAAGUGCAACACUCAUUGAUUUUCAUGAAAUGUGGGUGACACAUCAAUAUUCAAGGGUACCUGUUUUUGAACAGCGUGUGGACAACAUUGUGGGUAUUGCCUAUGCAAUGGAUCUGCUGGAUUAUGUGCAGAAGGGUGAGCUACUAGAAAGCACCAUCGUGGGGGACAUGGCUCACAAACCUGCAUAUUUUGUACCAGAUUCAAUGUCCGUCUGGAAUCUUCUCAGAGAAUUCCGGAUCAGGAAGGUUCACAUGGCUGUUGUCCUUAAUGAAUAUGGCGGUACUGUUGGAUUGGUAACCCUUGAAGAUGUUGUUGAAGAGAUUGUUGGUGAGAUCUUUGAUGAAAAUGAUUCAAAGGAGGAGAUACAGAAGAAAACUGGAUAUAUAGUAAUGCGAGCAGAGGGAGUGUACGAUGUUGAUGCUAAUACAUCAAUUGAUCAACUCUCUGAAGAUCUAAACAUCAAAAUGUCAGAGGGUCAUCAGUAUGAGACAGUAUCAGGUUUUAUAUGUGAAGCAUUUGGAUACAUCCCAAGGACAGGUGAGAGCAUCAAAGUGGUUCUUGACAAGUCGAAUGAAGAAGAUGAGGAUACGGAGGGCAAGUCUGAAAGAGAACUGAAUGAGAAGCAUCUAAUAUACAAGCUUGAGAUAUUAGCAGGAAAUGCGCGAAAAGUCGGUGCAGUUCGGUUUGAAAGGAUACACAAUAGCGAGGAGGCUGUGGAGGCCAAAGAAGUAGGUCGCAUGAUUCCAAAGUUCAGGAAGAGGAAGUGGAGCAGCAGCGGAGAAGAGUCUGAUUACGAGGAGGAUUCGUUACAAGUGAGACCUGUGCAUGCUCUUUCCGAUUCCAAUGUAAUGGCUGAACGUGAAGAAGAAGAAGAAGAAGAAGAAGAAGAUGAUGAUGAUGAUCAUGCUGAGAAUCCCAGUAGACAUUAGAAAUUAGAUAACUAUCCUCUCUUUCUGCCCCCUCCAUGUUUCUUAUAUUUCUUGGGGUUGAGGUUUCUUUUUUGUGCGCUGGUUUUUACAGUUCCCAGUGAAAAAGGCCACUAAAGAAAAACACACUUUAGAAACACCAGCAGCAGGAAACAAAGACAAAUGCAGAGGAACUCUAAUUGUAAAAAAAAAAAAAAAAGUUUUCAGAGAUGAAGAGAGGUAUCAACUUCUGAUUCAUCAAAGUAGUUGUAUUGAGUUUGCAUCAUCAGGAGAUUUGCAGAGCGCAGAUUUGCCAAAUCUGGGAUCUCUCUGACUUGAAGAUCAAAGUGACAUUGUCCCUUCAUUGGUUUCUGAGAUGAAAUCAAUAGCUGCUGCUUAGAUGGAAAGAGAAGCUCAGGGUGAGAAAAGUUGUUCGGUGGCUCGUAAACAACCGUGGCGGUGGCUACUGGUUUCACCUGCUGCUCUGCUUCAGCGAAGAACCUGAAGAGCUCACGUUGUUGCCUCAUCUCCCUGGCUCGCUCUAGCUGCCGGAACCUUUCCUGGAGCAAGGCAAUGGAAGAAGAGUGCAUGAUUGUUGCAGUGGGUUCAUAUCUCUGCUGCCUGUCCAUUGAAUGAACUGUGAUAUGGGUUUGGUGCAAGAAUGAUUGAUUGAUUGAUGGCAGAAACAAAGGGCAUGACAGGGUGAUAAUUGGGUUUGAUCAGUGGUGGUGUUGGAUUCUGAAUGACGUAUGAGAGAGGUGGAGGGGAAAAGCAGAUUCGGCAGCCGAGUCACUAAGUCCAAAGAGGAAAAGCCAUGGAUGAAUGUGGCUAACCUCAAAGAAAGGAAGAAAGAAAGGAAGAGGGAAGCCAGCAAAGUUUGGUGGAUGCGGGAAAGUGGCAGAUGGACUUUCUUUCUUUCAUUGCUUGAAUUACAAGGUAAAAAAAUAAAAAUAAGAAGCAGUCCAAGGAAAGGAAUAAUGGAAUGUAGCAGUUGGAAGGGCAUUAGGAGUGGGAAUCAAAAGGGUAUGUUGGGCGAGUUCUACUGUCGGCUUUUGUGUCCACAAGAUAGAGGUUCCUCCGGACCUCCCCUCGUUUCUUGGGGUCUCUCUUCUUUUCAUCCAUCUUGUAGUUCAUUUCAUUUUUUGUUUUUUUUUUACAGCAAGAAGUAAAAAUAUUUACUGUUUUCACUUUAGCUAUGCAAAACUCUCUUUUGCAAGUCUUAUUAGUGGGAGGGUCUGGCUACUAAGAGGAACUUGUGAGACCUCGUUGGAACAUUCGUUCGGUUAUUUCUUUCUCUUUUAAGCGAUGGAUGUCCUCUCUCUCGAGAAUGUGACAGAAAUAUAAACGAGUAUUUUCAGUAUUAUUUCGAGUGCUUGAAGAUAUAACUCGGAAUUCGAAUUUUG